This is a messenger RNA of Danio aesculapii, 4413 nucleotides long. It is a transcript of the gene sp2, whose product is annotated as sp2 transcription factor. The record is from RefSeq and is a predicted model, not a curated record. Lineage: Eukaryota; Metazoa; Chordata; Actinopteri; Cypriniformes; Danionidae. Gene Ontology annotation, biological process: regulation of transcription by RNA polymerase II. The coding region runs from base 1009 to 2814 and encodes 601 amino acids. Gene Ontology annotation, molecular function: DNA-binding transcription factor activity, RNA polymerase II-specific; RNA polymerase II cis-regulatory region sequence-specific DNA binding. The transcript has 8 exons.
AUUAUAACGUUGAUGUUUAUAUUACAAUGUUACUUUCUUAAACAUUUUCACGUGCGAACGGACCGAUAUAUAUUAAAUAUCGUAGCUCGCACGCACGAGUUUUUUUAAAUCAAGCGUAGCACUACGACUCAAAUAAAUGCACACUUCCGGAAUCACUGUUCUUUUCCGCAGCGAAGAGUUUAUCUGGCUAGUUAGCACUUUAGCAUGCUAAGCCAGCAGUUUCCUCCAUCAGCGCACUCUUGAGUCUGUCUGCACACAGUCAGGAUAACCCUUAUAAAGCGGUCUGCAUGCUCGUAAAAAGUCGUAAACACGUGAUCGACUGAUAAAACCUAAAUAUAAAAUCAAACUGAGGAGAUAUUUUAAAUCACUCAAUUAGCAUAGCUCAACCACUUGCAGGCUUCUGACGUUUUAGCCUGUUAGCGUUAGCAGCUUGCAGCUUAAAUCAAGCCACACAGUCAUUAAAACAUUUUUUCUUCAGUGCUGUUGAAAUUGUAGUGUAAAAACACACACUUGUACGGUUAAUGACGGCGUCGGGAUUUUCAAACUGAUGAGAAUAAAUCAGCAAUAAAUGAAAAUGUUUUGAGAACAAGUUUUAAAUGUAGCGAACUUGCAAAAUAUUUCCGUUAAACUAUCAAUGAAAUUGAUGUAAUACAAAUACAUGCUCGUAUUGAGUUUAUUUUGUUCCCUUUCCAAUACAUGAACGUGUCGAGUUUGUUUUGUUCGCUUUGACAGCCGUCAGAAAGCAUCAUAACAGCAACGUUUGUUUUGGUUGUGAUCAAAGAUAUUUAUCCACAUAUGGGGUCGGUUCAGGAUGUUUACCAUAGGUGUAUAUAUACUAAAGCUGUGCAUCUCAGUACUAAUUCUGAAGUAGCCCAGCGCUUGAGGACCAGGGUUGAAUAUAUUUUACACUGAAGUGCCACUGUGUGCUAUUAGUGGACUGAGUUUAAACCCUGUGUCGCUGAAUCACUUCUCUCGGGGGUUUAGAUCAUCUCAGAUCAAAAGGACAGUAUGGCCACCACUGUCGCAGUCAGUCCCAGUGAAUAUCUUCAGCCCUCCACAACCACUUCUCAAGACUCACAGCCCUCCCCGUUGGCGCUCCUGGCAGCUACUUGCAGUAAGAUCGGGCCACCUGCUGCCCAGGCUCCAGUCAGCACACCGCCAUCUCAGCCAACCACACGCCGUCUGCACCCCAUCAAACCUGCCCCCAUUGCUCCAGCUCCACCCAAAAACCUGGGCUUCCUCUCAGCCAAAGGGAAUAUAAUCCAGCUGCCCGCAGGGCUUGGCUCGUCGGGGGCCAGUCCCAUUGUCUUCACUUUUCAGAGUCCUUCACGUCCAGCAGGCACGUCCACCACUAACUUCCAGUACCAAGUAAUUCCUCAGUUCCAGGGCUCUCAGGCCAUUCAGAUGAUGCCUCAGGGAGGACAGAUCCAAAUCAUCCCAGGAACCAACCAGGCCAUAAUCACCUCGCCUGUCACAGUUCAGGCUGCCACACCAACCGCUCUGCCUCUGGCCCCGGCCCCGGUCCCCCAGCAUAAAACAGUGGCAAUCAAGCCGUCCACCCAAAAACGGCGGCAGAAUAAUGCUAGCGUGAACGCUAACGUAGUGCGACUCCCUAGCGGAUUGACGCUUCCUCUCAAUGUGACCACUGGUGAUGUCGGAGGAGCGCAGGUUCUAACGGAGACCGCAGCAGCUCCAGUGAAGCCCAAAAGGGGAAGGAAAAGACAGGUGGCUAUAGCUGCGCCAGCACCUGCCCCGCAACCAGCUUCUCCUCCACCUGUAGCUGAGCAGGUUGAGGCCUUGCUGAUAGAGACCACAGCCGACAACAUUAUUCAGGCAGGAAAUAAUCUCCUGAUCGUGCAGAGUCCAGGGGGGAGUGGUAUGGUGCAGCAGGUGCAGUUGCUUCAGCAGAAAUCAGACCAGCAGGUCGUUCAGAUCCCCCCACAGGCUCUUAAAGUGGUACAGGCUGCGUCUGCUACACUUCCCCCUGUCCCACAGAGACAGACAGUCACGCCCAGUGUCCAGGUGUCUCCUUCAGAACCCACACAGGUGCUGAUUAAAACAGCCUCGGGUGAAUGGCAGGCUGUACAGCUACAGGAAACUACUGUUACAACUCCAACAACACCCACCAGCACACCCACUCCCACAGUGGUCACAAAAAAAGUUCAAACAGGGACGCGGAAAGAAAGGACUCUACCUAAAAUCGCCCCGGCUGGAGGGGGUUUGAUAACACUGAACGCAGCUCAGUUAGCAUCUGCUGCUCAGGCUGUGCAAACCAUCAACAUCAACGGAGUCCAGGUACAGGGGGUUCCUGUGACCAUCACCAAUGCUGGGGGCCAGCAGCAUCUGACAGUGCAGACGGUUCCCAGCGCAGGUCUGCAGCUAGGCAGUGUGCAGACGCAGACACAGACCAUGCAGAUGGAGCAGACGCAGACACUCGCUCUGGAGCUGCAGACUCAGCCAGGAGAGAAGAAACGGCGAAUGGCCUGCACGUGCCCCAACUGCAAAGACGCAGAAAAGAAGCCGGGAGAGGUGGGGAAAAGAAAACACAUCUGCCACAUAGCAGGCUGUGAAAAGACCUUUCGAAAGACUUCCCUGCUGCGAGCGCAUGUCCGACUGCACACAGGAGAGAGACCUUUUGUGUGCAAUUGGGUGUUCUGUGGAAAACGAUUCACACGCAGUGAUGAGCUCCAGCGGCACGCCAGGACACACACGGGAGACAAACGUUUUGAGUGCAAUAAAUGUCAGAAACGUUUCAUGCGGAGCGACCACCUCACAAAGCAUUACAAAACACACAUCAACACAAAGAGCCUGUGAACAAUGUCUGUCGUGAGAUUUCAAGAAGUUCAUGAGGGGAUGAAAAAAGAAAAACAAGUGUUCCCCGGGCUUGAGGGAUUGGCGGAAACGGAAACGAGUCCCCUAUUCGACGUGGCCCUGGAAAUUCACCUGUUAAUACCAAGACCUUUUUACUUGCCCCCAUCAUCAGAGAAAAGCUGGCAGGCCGGAAAGUGCUUCCCGCACUUAAAAUUCAUGAAGAACAUGGACGCCAGUUGUGUCUUGGUGGAUUCCUCUGAUAUACAGAGCAGAACAAAGCACCAACAGACACUUCAGCCAAAAAAAAAGGAAGAAAAGAAGUUAUUUUCCCCCACUUAUUUUCAAUUUUUUCUCAUUGUUUUAGCUUUACCAUCCCCCCUCACAUGAAGUGUAGCAGUUAUGGGCAGUGUUUCUUAGCUUUUAUUGUGUAAAUGUUUGUUUUCAUACAUACAAACAUACAUUUGUACAUACUAUGGACAAUUUGAAUACAAAAGCGAUGCUUUGGACAAACUCUUUGACCCAGUUAAAUUAUUAUUUUCUGUUGUUUUUUUAAUUUCGAAUUUUAAAUGGACGCUUGAAUUUGGUUUUAAUAAUAUUAGAGGUUAUGGAUUUGACAUGCUUGUCCAUGGUUUGACAAUCAUGUUGUGUAUAGAGGAGGGUGAGUAUCUUCAGACUUGCUACACGUUUAAAGGAAUAAUUUAUUUAAAAAAGAUGUAACGUAUGCGGUGUGUGUGUGUGUCUGAUGAAGAUUGCUUAUGUCCAUCAAAAUAAAAGAGACUCAUGUUUAUGUUUUGAUGUAAAGAAGGACAAAAAUCUCACAAAGAAGAAUGCAAUGUGAUUGUUGGCGAUGUUAUACCAUGUUUGUUUUUCGAUUUAUUCAAGGUACGUGUAAAGGAAAUGAGGAAUUUAAUGCUUAUUUGCAGUCAGUCAUUCCGCUUGAGUUCUCAUCCAAGUUUUUGUCCAAGCUCUCUUAAAGAGGCCUUAAGAGGAAAAAGAAACCGUGCUUAUGUAUGUUUGUAUAUUGAUUCUGUUGUAUUUGGAUGUAAAAUGUAGGAUAAUUGUUACACAAAUGUGUAUUGGCUGUUGUUGCCAAACAUAAAAGAUGCGGACUGUGUACAGUGUAAAUGAGAAGGAAGAAAACAACAACAUUUGUAUAGUUUCAUUCCUAUAAUAUGUAUGUAAGACUAAUAGAUGACCCUUUUUAUUGACUAAAAGUUGCCUUAGUCUGCAGCACCCCAUAUUUAAAGAGAAUUGUCUUUUUUUCCAGGGAACUGCAUUUGUAGACCUGCUUUAUUUUAUUUUAUUUGUCUAACUUAUGAAGUGUUAAGAAAUGCCAAUUUAUGUGCACUGACCAAAUUCAGGGUUUUCGCUGAGUGGAUAAUUUAAUUAUUUGGUUUAUGUGUCUGCGUUUGAUUUGACAGAAUAAAAAUCUAUCAUUGAUAAAAGCCCUAUUUAAAGAGCCCUGGCUUUGAGAAUCGAUAUAUAGGUAAAAACCCUGUGUUUGUAUAAGUUGUGUUGAGGAGCUUAGACCAGAGAACUUGCUAUCUUUUUCUACAGUCAGACCACUUCUCCCACUCGCCUAAUAAAGCAUAACACAAAACA